CUAGUGCGGUUGGAGCAGCCGCUUGACCGUGAACAGUGCGCUCGCUUCAACCUCACGGUGCAGGCCCAAGACCAUGGCCAGCCCCCACUGGCUUCCCGGAUGCACCUGUCGAUCACUGUGCAGGACAUCAACGACAGCCCACCCGAGUUCACUCAGCAGGUGUAUGCCGCUGCCGUGUCAGAAGUGGCUCCCGUUGGAUCGCCCAUCAGUGCGGCUGUCAAGGCCACAGCCGUGAUGUGGGUGUCAAUGCUCAGAUCACGUACGCUCUUGUUGCUGGCAAUGAUAUGGGGCACUUCAGCAUCGAACCCAAGACAGGUGUGCUGCGAGUGGCCCGCCCACUGGACUACGAAGAGACGCCCAGCUAUCAGCUAGCAGUGGAGGCUCGUGAUGGGGGCGAGCCACCGCUCAGUGCUCGUGCCUGGCUCAAUGUGUCCGUCUUGGAUGCCAAUGACAAUGCGCCCGUGUUCGGGGGACCCUACAGUGCCACCGUCACCGAGGACGCGUCCCCGGGUCAGCUUGUGCUCCAG
Rhipicephalus sanguineus (brown dog tick) is the source of this 527-nucleotide messenger RNA. RefSeq names its product protocadherin alpha-1. Gene Ontology annotation, molecular function: calcium ion binding; cadherin binding. Gene Ontology annotation, biological process: homophilic cell-cell adhesion. Gene Ontology annotation, cellular component: catenin complex; plasma membrane. The record is from RefSeq and is a predicted model, not a curated record. The transcript has 2 exons. Lineage: Eukaryota; Metazoa; Arthropoda; Arachnida; Ixodida; Ixodidae. The annotation marks the transcript as partial.